UUUAAAGGUUUUGUAUUUCGUUGUGUUUUUAGGGAGUAUUGGAUAUUUUUUUCUUUACGGAUUUGUUAUGAAAAAACUUCCUAAAAUAACCAUAAGUUACGAAGAAGAUUACAGUGGAUAUCGUAAAGGAGAAUUUUACCAACGGCUUCACGAAAAUCCACAAGACAGUAAAAAUAAAUUGUCUGAAAUCUCUUUUAGUCCAACUUCAUCAAUUUUGAAAACGCUACAGGCCACCACAACAAAAAAGAUUUCACAGGAUUAUGAUCAAGAUAACGACGAAAGCGAAGCUUUUUUAGAUUUUCUUUCCAAUUUCAAGAGUAAAGAAGACUUGGAUAAUUCAAGUUCUAUAGAAGAUGAAACUUUGUUUCCGCCAACGAGAAAACCAAUACGUGACAAUGGCGUAGGGCUUUAURAAUUAAUGAAAAAGAUUGAUGAAUUAGAAAGCUUGGAAGUAGCUGACCCAUUGACUCGUUGUAUUCAGCCAAAACGAGUUGGACGACUACAAAUCGACAACAGGCCUAGAAUAGCACUCAAAAUGGAAGAAGCCCAGCAAGACCUGCCGUUCGUCUCUUCCGGCGGAAGCUGGAAGCCAACAAAGUGUCAAGCCACAAAGGUUGCUAUAGUUAUACCGUUUCGUGACAGACACCCUCAUCUACCAUCGUUCCUGAAACACAUGCAUCGGUUUCUAAGAUGGCAGAUGUUGGACUACAGAAUAUUCGUUAUUGAACAGUCAGGUAAAAGUCCCUUCAACCGUGGCAUGCUGAUGAACGUAGGGUUUCAAGAAGCGAUGAAAAAAGACAAAUAUGACUGUGUUAUAUUCCAUGAUGUGGAUCUGAUUCCCGAAGAUGACAGGAAUGAUUACAGCUGUCCAUCCUCACCAAGACACAUGUCUACUGCGGUUGAUACGAUGAAGUAUAAGUUGGGUUACAAGAAAAUCUUUGGUGGAGUAGAAGCUUUCUGGCCGGAACAUUUCUUGAAGGCAAAUGGAUUUCCAAACCGCUACUGGGGAUGGGGUGGGGAGGAUGAUGACCUGUAUGUAAGAGUUAUGAAAGCAUCAUUGGGCCUCACUCGCCCCGCUCAACAGAUAGGUCGAUACUACAUGAUAAAACACAGAAAGAGUAAAGGAAACCCUGAAAGACAUGCCAUGCUAAGAGAAAGCCACAUUCAUAUCGAAAAAGAUGGUCUCAACUCAUUACAAUACAAAGUUCUUUCACAAACUGAGCAUCCGCUGUACACAAUGAUCGCUGUAGAUCUUACUUCAAAGGAUACGAGUGAUAAUUGGUCCAUAUUAGGAUGAUGUCGAAUGACAGAUGAUGACGUCAGUAAGAACAGCGGACGGCGUCGUGAAACAGCUGAAAUGACAUCAUGGAACAUCAAAUGAUGUCAUACAACUUGAUAUUACAUACGUCAUGACGCAUGUUAUGACGUAUACAUCGAAGGAAAGUGUGUUAAAUGAGAAAUGUGUUUUUCUAGAAAAAAAAGAUUGAUAAGCAGAUCUAGAGAAAGGGUUUCAAGUCCUCCGGAGCCACGAAAGAUCAAUCUCGUCUCCAAUACCUUUCGGGCUUUUACAUGGCCAGUAUUUUCUCGCGGCGCCUACCGCUGACCAAAAAAAGUUAAAAAAAAAAAGUAAAAGUUUUUGAAA
Molecule: messenger RNA, 1642 nt
Organism: Actinia tenebrosa (Australian red waratah sea anemone)
Lineage: Eukaryota; Metazoa; Cnidaria; Anthozoa; Actiniaria; Actiniidae
Product: beta-1,4-galactosyltransferase 4-like
Biological process (GO): carbohydrate metabolic process
Cellular component (GO): Golgi apparatus
Molecular function (GO): galactosyltransferase activity
Source: RefSeq, a predicted model, not a curated record